Molecule: messenger RNA, 2463 nt
Organism: Toxotes jaculatrix (banded archerfish)
Lineage: Eukaryota; Metazoa; Chordata; Actinopteri; Toxotidae
Gene: atp6ap1a
Product: ATPase H+ transporting accessory protein 1a
Exons: 11
Coding region: 8-1468 (486 amino acids)
Cellular component (GO): proton-transporting V-type ATPase complex
Source: RefSeq, a predicted model, not a curated record
CGUAAAGAUGGCGUCGUCACGGACUCUGCGGCCCCGCCGCAUCUCUGCAGCUGUGGCCGUUUUUCUCGGUUUGCUGAGCGUUUUAAAAACGGGAAGCUGCGACGAGCAGGUGCCGCUUCUCCUGUGGACCAGCGAAGGGAUCUCUGCACCGACUCAGUCUCCUCCCACCGCGGGCCACAUUGUUGGGCAGCAGCAGCUCGCCUCUUACCUGGAGAGAGCUCUGAAUGUGGGGCCACGAAAUGUAGUGCUGUUCCUUCAGGACAAGAUGAGCAUAGAGGACUUCACCAUGUACGGAGGAGCUUUUGGAAACAAGCAGGACACUGUUUUUCCCAACCUGGAGGCGGCUCUGAUGUCCUCGUCCUCCCCUCUGGUUUUACCUGCUGUGUCCUGGCCUGCCUCCAAUGCGGUGAUUGGCCAGCUCCAGGACCAAUUAGAAACCUCCCCUCUGUACAUGGACCCUGAGACACUGAGCCAGCUGAGACUCAACGCCUCCUCGCCCGCCCUGCUGGUGUUCAGGCUGCCCUACGGCAUCGGAGCUGAUCUGAUGUCUGCUAAAGAAGUUCUCAGUGGAAACGAUGAGGUGAUUGGUCAGGUGCUGAGCAUCAUGAAGACGCAGUCUGUUCCAUACACAGCCAUCUACACAGCCCUGCGGCCCUCGAGGGAGGCAGCGUCUCUCUCUGUGGAAGCAGGUCUGGGCGGAGGACGCUCUCUGCUGCAGGCCAGAGGUGGAUACAGGGAGAGGCAGCGAGAAAGGGAGAGGCAGCAGAGGAUUAAAGAGAGGGCCGGGAUCUAUGCUCCCGUCGAGUUUAAGGAGGGGGAGAACACCUGUAUCCUCCUGUGGGCAGAAGGCCUGUCUGUGAGCAUCCUUCGGAGCGGUCGCUGGGAAGACCAUGACCUGACGCCGUCUACCUUCGGAGAGGGCGUCAGCCCAAAACUCCACGGUUCAAGCUGCGACAAAUCCAAAGCAAAGUUGGUUCUUAAUUAUGAGAACGUCCUCGGCCACCGCAGCUUUAAACUGAUCUUUGCGAUGAGCCAGCGUCACUACAAGGUGUCCGCACGUCGCUGGUUCACGCUGGACGCCGUAGAGCUGGAGUACGACGGGACCAAGGCCACAUUCAACGGCAGCAGGAACAUCUACGCCCCCGCUGAGUACUCGUACCGCUGCGAGUCCGUCACCAGCUUCCGCUGGCCGCUGCUCGUCCCACGCUCAUCCAAAGAUCCAGCCAAUCAGUGGAGGGUCUCAUUCGAAGACUUCCAGAUCCAGGGCUUUAACGUGAGCGACAGUGAGUUCUCAUAUGCCAGUGACUGUGCAGGCUUCUUCUCUCCUGGUAUCUGGAUGGGUCUGAUGACCAGUCUCCUCAUGGUCCUGGUCCUCACCUACGGCCUGCACAUGAUCAUGCAGCUCCGCACGAUGGACCGCUUCGACGAUCCCAAGGGCCCGGCCAUCUCCGUGCCCCAGACAGAGUAACACACCUCCGUCUGUCCUCCAUCUGUCCCCCUGUCUGUCCCUCCCGUGCCCCUCUUACUGAAAUGCUUCCACUCCCGUCCUUCACAUUCCUCCCCGUUCAUCUGUAGUUGGGCAUUAUACAGAAUAAUUAGUGAUGUUGUCAGAAUAAAGUUUUAUUUAUCAUAUAAAGUGUUAAUUUAUACCUUUUAAGAUGUGAAUCCUGAGACUGAAGAAUGGAGUUAGCCCCAGUUUGUGCCUCAGGUUUCAGUGUCACGUUGGACGCUUCCUGUGUCUCUGAAAGAAAAAGACAUGGAGAUGUUUAACAGUUUAACACUUUAAUGAAAGAAUUUCAGGAAUCCUCAAAGACGCCAGCUGGAUAAAAAAAAAAUAUCCUGUUUGCUGCACAGUUAAAUAAAAUUCCUGCUUCAGGACCAUUUUGGUUUUUCCGAGCGUCGCUGGGUGAAACUGAUCCACAGCAGAGGCACAGACUGGGACCAGUGUUCAGGCCGUGGAUCAAAUGUCCCACAUGAACGGGACACAGCUGUGCACACGGGCACAUGAAUUAUGAAAUGCUAUUUAUCGGUAAAGUACUGUCGCGUGUGUGUAUUUGUGUUUACAGUAGUGUCUGUGAGUACACAGGUUAAAUGUAGUUGUUGAAUGAAGGGAAUUAAUUUUCUGUGGAUGAUCAAUCACAUCGAUCAGCUUUAGGUCAAAGGGACAUUCUGAUGAGGAAGAACUGAAAUAUCAGCAUUAAAAGUCAUUUCCACUUGUUUCUGAAUUAUCCUCAUGUAACUUUUCAUUUCUGAAUAUUGUUUUUCUGUUGUAAUUAACAUGAACGUUGUGUUUCUCAAGUCGAGCUCUCAGCUGACGUGCACUGAAAUCUGCUUUGUGUGAAAUUAUUUUUUGUCUGUUAAUUUAUUUUGUUUGGAUGAUUAGUAGUGAACAUUGAUGAUGUGUGGUCCUGUGCUGUGCUGCUGCUGCUGCUGUGACUCCAAUAAAUCAGCUGUGAAAACUCA